AUGGUCAUCAUUGCUGAAAUCGUCUCAUCAGAAAACGCUCAAAGCUUCGAAAACACCAUUCAAGAGGAAACAUCUCCUUUAGCCAUGGGGAACUACAAACCUUCUUCAACUUCAACCAAAACCCCUGAGAAUCCUAAAACCUCAUCUCCAAAACCUAAAGAAGUGGAAAGUAAGAGUGGUCAAGAAGAGUCAUAUGUUUCAAGUGUCAUUCAAAGGCUGAAGGAGUGGAAAGAAAAGAAACAAAGAGAGAAGUCUCUUGAGGAUCAAAUUGAAGAAGUUGACGAGUUUGCUCAAGAGAAACAUUCAGAAGAGACCAAAGAAGAUGACGAAGAAAGAGGAGAGAUGAAUGAGGGAGAGGAAGACAAAGAAGAUCCCAACAUUUCAGAGAAGGAAGAAUCAGAAAAGGAAGAUGAAGAAGAGGAGGUAACUUGA
This is a messenger RNA of Chenopodium quinoa (quinoa), 432 nucleotides long. RefSeq names its product nucleoplasmin-like protein ANO39. The transcript has a single exon. The record is from RefSeq and is a predicted model, not a curated record. Lineage: Eukaryota; Viridiplantae; Streptophyta; Magnoliopsida; Caryophyllales; Amaranthaceae. The coding region runs from base 1 to 432 and encodes 143 amino acids.